GGCGCGAGCUGCUUGUCUUGCUGCUGGUUUGGAGUAGGUCUUGUGCAGCUUGUGUCUGGGGUUCCCAGAACUCGUGUGUGACUCGAGAAGAAGCCUGCAUUGAGGUGACACAGCCCUGCAGGCUGUAUUAACAUCAUGCCUCAAACCCGAUCCCAGGCACAAGCUACAAUCAGUUUUCCAAAGAAAAAGCAAUCUCGGACAUUGAACAAAACGAAAAACUCUAGCAAUACGAAACUACAACCGACAAAUGAACGGGCUAUUCCCUGUUCUCCUUGUAUAAACACAAAAAUUCUGCCUCUUAGCCCCAGAAAACGUCUGGGUGAUGACAAUCUAUGCAACACUCCUCAUCUACCUUCCUGUUCUCCACCAAAGCAAGGCAAGAAAGAGAAUGGUCCUCCGCACUCACUUAACCCUAAAGGACGAAGAUUGAUAUUUGAUGAUCAGCUGCCAGUUAAGUCUCCUGGCAAAACAGAAAAAGCCAGAGUUCACCAAAACAAGAUACUUUCCUCAGCUCAAAAAGAUCAAACAAUCACAACAAAUUCUGAACAGAAAUGUCCACUCGAGAAAGAAUCUGUAUGUGUGAGACUGUUCAAGCAAGAAGGCACUUGCUAUCAGCAAGCAAAGCUUGUCCUAAAUACAGCUGUCCCGGAUCGGCUGCCUGCCAGAGAGAAGGAGAUGGAUGUCAUCAGGCAUUUCCUGAGGGAACACAUCUGUGGAAAAAAAGCUGGAAGUCUUUACCUUUCUGGUGCUCCUGGAACUGGAAAAACUGCCUGCUUAAGCCGAAUUCUUCAAGACUUCAAGAAGGAAGAGAAGGGAUUUAAAACUAUCAUGCUGAAUUGCAUGUCCUUGAGGAAUGCCCAGGCUGUAUUCCCAGCUAUUGCUCAGGAGAUUUAUCAGGAAGAAGUAUCCAGGCCAGCUGGGAAGGACAUAGUGAAGAAAUUGGAAAAAUAUAUGACUUCUGAGAAAGGCCCCAUGAUUGUGUUGGUGUUGGACGAAAUGGAUCAGCUGGACAGCAAAGGGCAGGAUGUUUUAUACACACUGUUUGAAUGGCCCUGGCUAAGCCAUUCUCGAUUGGUGCUAAUUGGUAUUGCUAAUACUCUGGAUCUCACUGACAGAAUUCUGCCAAGGCUUGAAGCUAGAGAAAAAUGUAAGCCACAGCUGUUGAACUUCCCACCUUAUACAAGGAAUCAGAUAGCUGCUAUCUUGCAAGAUCGACUUAAUCAAGUGAGUACCAAAUUCUGUAAAACACCUUCUGAGUCUCUAGUCCCUAAGCGGGUUGGUCUUGCUCACAUAGCCCAAGUCAUUUCCGAAGUGGAUGGGAACAGGAUGACUUUGAGCCGAGCAGGAACUCAAGAGUCCCUGCCUCUUCAGCAGAAGAUUUUGGUUUGCUCUUUGCUGCUCUUGACCAGGCAGCUGAAAAUCAAAGAGGUCACUUUGGGGAAGCUAUAUGAAGCCUAUAGUACUGUCUGUCGGAAACAGCAGUUGGGAGCUGUGGACCAGUCAGAGUGUUUGUCACUUUCAGGACUCUUGGAAUCCAGAGGCAUUGUAGGAUUAAAGAAAAACAAAGAAACUCGCUUCACAAAGGUGUCUUUGAAGAUUGAAGAAAAUGAAAUAGAGCAUGCUCUGAAAGACAAAGCUUUAAUUGGAAAUAUUUUAGCUACUGGAUUAUCUUAAAUUUUUUCCUUACAUCCCACCCGAAACCAUUCAGCUGGCAAUUUUGUAAGCUAUGGAGUCUUCAGUUUAGUACUUUAUAUGUUCAAGCUUCCUGAAAACAAAUAGGACUUUUUUUUAACUUGAAACAAAUGAAUUUUAAUCUAUAAGCUCAUGAAGAUUAUACUGAAUAAUAUCUUUGGGAUUUUUUUUAACCUAUAGAAAUGACUUGAGUUAUUUUUACGUUAUAUUUACAGGCUGGGAAUGUGGCUUAGUGGCAGAGUGCUUGUCUACCAUGCAUGAAGCCCU
Dipodomys ordii (Ord's kangaroo rat) is the source of this 1959-nucleotide messenger RNA. It is a transcript of the gene Cdc6, whose product is annotated as cell division cycle 6. Gene Ontology annotation, molecular function: DNA replication origin binding; ATP hydrolysis activity. The record is from RefSeq and is a predicted model, not a curated record. Gene Ontology annotation, cellular component: nucleus. The transcript is spliced from 10 exons. Gene Ontology annotation, biological process: mitotic DNA replication checkpoint signaling; cell division; DNA replication initiation. The coding region runs from base 136 to 1674 and encodes 512 amino acids. NCBI's taxonomy places the organism in Eukaryota, Metazoa, Chordata, Mammalia, Rodentia, Heteromyidae.